Molecule: messenger RNA, 1605 nt
Organism: Cryphonectria parasitica EP155
Lineage: Eukaryota; Fungi; Ascomycota; Sordariomycetes; Diaporthales; Cryphonectriaceae
Exons: 6
Coding region: 1-1605 (534 amino acids)
Source: RefSeq, a predicted model, not a curated record
AUGGCCUCGAGGUCAUUCAAGCGUCUGAUUGUGUGCUGUGAUGGCAGCUGGAUGAAUGCCUUGGGUAAACAAGGCGAAUCCUCUCCACCAUCCAAUGUUUGGCGGAUCUGCCGUCUCUUCCGCAAUGUGUGCGAGAAUGGAUGUAAUCAGAUCGUAUAUUAUCAUGCCGGCGUGGGCAGUUCGGGCUCCAGGCUGGACUCCGUGACCGGCGGGGACUUCGGCGUCGGGCUGGAUGCGGACAUUCGUGAGCUGUAUAGCUUCAUCUGCAUGAACUACGUUGAUGGAGAUGAUAUCAUCCUCAUCGGGUUUUCUCGUGGCGCUUUUACAGCGCGUGCUGUGGCAGACAUGAUCGCGUCGUUGGGCCUGCUGUCGCACAAUGGUCUCGACCACUUCUACGAGAUCUUCACGGAUUACCAGUUGAUGGGAAGCAAGAGUCGCGACCCUCAGAAGUAUCUUUUCAAAGGGCUCCAGCCGUACGGUGAUGAGAAGGGAACGGCAAAGAUCCUUUGGGAAGAGGAGCGCAAGCGUCAAUACCGUCAUGCCCUGAAUCAGAUGGCCUACACUAGAGACACAUUUCAGGAUGGAGUAACGAAGAUCAAAAUCAAGGCUGUUGCUGUAUGGGAUACUGCUUUGGCACUAGACGAGCCCCGGGCAGCCUUCAGGCCUGCGCUUUGGGAGCGAGUUCAUGACAAUGAGACCAAUCUCAAGCAAGUGUGGUUUCCAGGAAGUCAUGCUAAUGUUGGUGGCGGCUACUACGAUCAGCAGAUCGCAAACAUUACCCUGGCCUGGAUGUGUGACCAGCUAAUGUCUGUGGCCGUUGAAUUUGACAUGAACAUCAUGAAAAAGGUCUUCCUGGCCGGGCUGCAGUGGUCCGCAGCUCAUCCUUUCCCGUGGGUUCCUUCUGCAACGAAGGGGCAGCCUCUUCCUUGGGCAAACAGCGACAUUUUCCCAUCCUCGACGUUUUCCACCUGUUCAAGGGAUGAGGAGCAUGACGACGUCGCGGUCGAAAGUACGACUGAUGUGGCGAGUCUUUGGGCAACAGCCCGUCCCUGGGGUCUUGGGCAGACACGAGCACCUACAAGCUUACUGCAGAAAGCGAUGGGACAAGUCACUCGUCGCCCUGGUCAUUGUAUGCGAAUUGAAGAAGACACCAACGAACCGACCCACGAGCCGUUGAUGAACACAGGUGAAGCGAUACACAGCAGUGUUCGUGUGCGUCUCGUGUGUGGGGGAUUGAGUAUGGACGACGAGGAGACUUGGACCUGCAAGCCGCUCAGACUGUCAGAGGAUUCGAAUCAAGUCUGGGAACUGGAACGCGUGGGAACGGCCGACUUGAAGGAGUCAUUGUCACUUACUGCAGGAGCCUUCAAUCAGGAUAGUGCGACAGCAUCUGCGCUUCCGCAUACACAGGCUACCUGGCAGUGGUCUUGCCCACAAGCUGUUGCUAGGGCAGAUAAUGCGGAUGCAAUGCAGGUGAACACAAGCUCAGGAAUCCUCCCGGAGGAACCCUUGACGGGAAUAUGUGAGAGAACCUUGCUUGCAUUGACAGCAGGCCAGCAGGAUGUCUGGAAGUAUGCUGAAGAUAGUAAGGGUGCAACAUCAUAA